Molecule: messenger RNA, 1038 nt
Organism: Armigeres subalbatus
Lineage: Eukaryota; Metazoa; Arthropoda; Insecta; Diptera; Culicidae
Product: probable transcriptional regulatory protein TTE1135
Exons: 3
Coding region: 162-995 (277 amino acids)
Cellular component (GO): mitochondrion
Source: RefSeq, a predicted model, not a curated record
CUGACUUGUUGUUAUUUUAGCAGGGAGUUCAGUCAUUUUUAUAUAACAUACGGCGAAUUUAUUAAAUGUAGAAAUAUUCUGUGAGAUUUUAACUGUGAAUAAUAGUCAAAGGCAAUUCAACUCAAUUAAUAAACCUAUUUCGAUUUCCAAUCGACUCAGAAAUGUUCAAAUCGUUACGCUUCGCAGUGGUGCAGUGCUCGUCUGUUCUCAGACAAUCCCGUCACCGGGCGGUUAGGGAAAUUCAUCUCAGUCCACUGAACGGUGCCGGGCACUCCAAAUGGCAAAAUAUUCGACACAUAAAGGCGCUAAACGAUGGGCGGAGGUCCGUUUUGUUCAUUAAGUUGUCCCGCCAGAUCCGGUUAGCCAUCCAAGCGGGAGGUGCCAACCCGGCGGUGAACAAUGCGCUGCGGGCGGCUAUCGAUGAAGCCCUCAAGAAAAAUAUGCCCAACUCGACGAUUCAGGGCAUUCUGAAGAAGGGCAAUCAGUCAACGGCGCAGCUGAAGAAGUUUUGCUUGGAAAUAAAGGCUUUCGAGCAGGUCAGUGUAAUUUGUGUGCUCUAUACGGAUCGGUUCACGCAACUGAAAAUGGAAAUGGCUACGAUACUGAGGAAGAACUUCGCCGCGUUCACCGACGUGAAACACAUGUUCGACGAGCAGGGUUACGUUGAAGCUGUAUGGAAAGUGGAUAUUCCAGGAGAUGAUCUGUUAUCGAUGUGUACAGAGCAUGCCAUAGAAAUUGGUUCUGAAGACGUGGAAGUCAUGAGUGAGGAAACGAAGUUGCUCAGGUUUAUAUGUGAUCCGAACGAGAUCGAUAGGGUAAAGACGCAGCUGGAAAAGUUAGGAUAUUCUGUAGAACACAGUGAACAUGCAUUUUUCCCUAAAAGUACGAUAAAGUUAAAUCCUGAUGCGAUAGAAGCGUACGAGAAGCUGAAGGAAAAACUGAAGGCAAUAGACGGAGUGGAAGAUAUCUACGACAAUGUGGAAGUUGUUUAUUGAGCUGUUUAGGAUGGUAACAAAAAGAAGGAUACUUAAACUCAAA